Rhea pennata is the source of this 2005-nucleotide messenger RNA. RefSeq names its product nuclear RNA export factor 1 (gene NXF1). Gene Ontology annotation, molecular function: RNA binding; protein binding. The record is from RefSeq and is a predicted model, not a curated record. Lineage: Eukaryota; Metazoa; Chordata; Aves; Rheiformes; Rheidae. The transcript is spliced from 21 exons. Gene Ontology annotation, cellular component: cytoplasm; nucleus. The coding region runs from base 51 to 1904 and encodes 617 amino acids. Gene Ontology annotation, biological process: poly(A)+ mRNA export from nucleus.
GCGGCGGCGGCGGCGGGGCCGCGGUCGGUUGCCGGGAGCGCGCGGCGGCGAUGGCGGAGGAGGGCAAGGGGGGGUACAGCGAGCACGAUGACCGCGUCGGUGGCCGCGGCUUCUCAGUGCGGCGGAAGAAGGGCCGGGGCCCGUUCCGCAGCAAGCUCUACAGCGAGGCCAACAGCCGGGCGCGCAGCCGCGGCAACGCUGGCUCUGGCCUCCGCACCCGCCUGGAGGAGGACGACGGAGACGUGCCCAUGAGCGACGCCCAUGACAGCCCCCGGAGCCGAUAUUUGCCCUAUGGGCCACGGCCCAACCGUGCUGCCAACAUCCACAUCACGGUGAGGCGGGACCUCCCUGCCCCGGAGCGGAGCAGCGGCAGCAGCCGCGAUGGUGGCCGGCGCAACUGGUUCAAGAUCACGAUACCCUACGGGAAGAAGUAUGACAAGUCAUGGCUGCUGAGCUCAAUCCAGAACCUCUGCAGCGUUCCCUUCACGCCUGUCGAGUUCCACUACGACCACAACCGGGCCCAGUUCUACGUGGAAGAUGCCACCACUGCCAGCGCGCUCAAGCAGGUCUCCCGCAAGAUCACUGACAGAGACAACUACAAGGUGGUGAUAAUCAUCAACUCGUCGGCUCCACCACAGUCUCUGCAGAAUGAGCUGAAGCCAGAGGAGAUUGAGCAGGUGAAGCUUUGCAUGAGCAAGAGGUACGAUGGUUCACAGAAGGCCUUGGAUCUCAAAAGCCUGCGUGCAGAUCCAGACUUGGUGUCGCAGAGCAUAGAUGUGGUGCUCAACCAGCGCAGCUGCAUGCUAGUGGUGCUGCGCAUUAUUGAGGAGAACAUCCCCGAGCUGCUGUCGCUGAACCUCAGCAGUAACAAGCUCUACCGCCUGGAUGACCUGGGCGAGCUGGCACAGAAAGCCGCCAGCCUCAAGAUCCUCGAUCUCUCUCGCAACGAGCUGAAAUCGGACCGGGAGCUAGACAAGGUGAAAGGGCUCAAACUAGAGGAGCUCUGGCUGGAUGGAAACCCGCUGUGCGACGCCUUCCGCGACCAGUCCACCUAUAUUAGCUCCGUCAGAGAACGCUUCCCGAAGCUGCUGCGCCUGGAUGGCCACGAGCUCCCCCCACCCAUCGCCUUCGACGUGGAGGCACCCACGGCGCUGCCCCCCUGCAAGGGCAGCUACUUUGGCUCGGAUGACCUGAAGGUGUUGGUGCUGCGGUUCCUACAGCAGUACUACUCCAUCUACGACUCCAGUGACCGGCAGGGGCUGCUGGACGCCUACCACGACGGUGCUUGCUGCUCCCUCAGCAUCCCCUUUGCACCCCAAAACCCGCCCAGGAACAGCCUGAACGAGUACUUCAAAGACAGCAGGAACGUGAAGAAGCUCAAAGACCCCACCAUGCGCUUCAAGUUGCUCAAGCACACACGGCUCAACGUGGUGGCGUUCCUCAACGAGCUGCCCAAGACCCAGCACGAUGUCAACUCCUUUGUGGUGGACGUCUGCGCCCAGACGAAUACACUGCUUUGCUUUGCCGUGCACGGGAUCUUCAAGGAAGUGGACGGCAAGUCCCGUGACUCCGUACGCGCCUUCACCCGGAUGUUCAUCGCUGUGCCGGCUGGUAACACAGGGCUCUGCAUCGUCAAUGACGAGCUCUUCGUGCGCAAUGCCACCACGGAGGAGAUCCGUAAGGCCUUCGUCAUGCCGGCGCCCACGCCCUCCUCCAGCCCUGUGCCCACCUUGUCCGCUGAGCAGCAGGAGAUGCUCGCCGCCUUCUCCAUGCAGUCAGGCAUGAACUUUGAGUGGUCCCAGAAGUGCCUGCAGGACAAUGACUGGGACUACGGCCGGGCUGGCCAGGUCUUCACCCAGCUCAAGCUGGAGGGGAAAAUCCCGGACGUAGCGUUUCUGAAGUGAGCUGUGCCCCUUCUCCCCCGCUCCCUUCUAUUCUGCCUCUUCCUGGCGUUUUAUUUUCUUCCCUGACCGUUUUGUAAAUAAAUAAAAACCGUCUAAAUGCC